This is a messenger RNA of Lycium barbarum (goji berry), 2013 nucleotides long. RefSeq lists its product as uncharacterized. The transcript is spliced from 5 exons. Bases 1 to 2013 code for a protein of 670 amino acids. The record is from RefSeq and is a predicted model, not a curated record. Lineage: Eukaryota; Viridiplantae; Streptophyta; Magnoliopsida; Solanales; Solanaceae.
AUGGCGAGGAUGAGAAAAGUACCAAAAAAAAGUUUGGUGUCUCGCUCUUCUCAGAAUCAAAAUCAACUAAGCCGAGAUGAAAAUGCCAACCAAGCAGAAAUACCAUCGUCUCACUCUUCUCAGAGACAAGAAUUUGAUAUAAAUGAUCUAAAGGCUGACCCGGCCGAAAGAACUCCAAUUUUGGAUUAUCAUCCAAACAUUCGUGAUGAGGUAAGGAGGGCAUACAUUCAAAAAGGUCCUUGCCAACCUAAGGAUCAUAAGUUUCCUAAAACUGAUAUUUCUGGAAUACCACGUCGUUUUGUUUCUAAAUGGUUUGAUGAAUUUCCUGAUUGGUUGGAAUAUAGUACAAGUGCAGAUGCAGCUUAUUGUUUGCCUUGUUAUUUGUUUCAAGGUGAAAGCAUUCUUCAAGGUGGUGGUAGUGUAUUUUCGACUAAAGGGUUUAAAAAUUGGUAUAGAAAGGAUAGCUUGCUAUCGCACGUUGGUCCACCAAAUAGUGUUCAUAAUCAAUCAAAAAGAAUGUGUGAAGAUCUAAUGCGAGAAGAGCAAUCCAUUCAGGCUGCAUUUUACAAGUUGGAUGAUAAAGGUAAGCAUGAAUAUUGGGUUCGCUUAAAUGCUUCAAUCGAUGUGUUACGACUUCUCUUGAAUCAAGGUUUGGCACUUCGCGGUCAUGAUGAGAGUGAAUCGUCAUUGAACAAAAUUAAUUUUCUUGAAGUUCUUUCAUGGUACGCGGAUAAAUGUGAUCAAAUUCAACCUUAUGUGUUAGGAAAAGCUCUAAAAAAUAAUAAAAUGACUUCUCAUGAUAUCCAAAACGAUAUUGUGAGUGCUUGUAAGAUUGAAACAAUUAAGGCUAUAAUAGAGGACUUAAAUGGUGACUACUUUGCUCUAUUGGUUGAUGAAUCUAGAGAUGUGUCACGCAAAGAGCAAAUGGCUAUUUGUUUACGAUAUGUUGAUAAAAGGGGAUUUGUGAUGGAGGCAUUUAUUGGACUUGUUCAUGGGCAAUGUUAUGAUGGGGAAAGCAAUAUGCAAGGAGCUUCUUUUAAACGUGUGGAUGGCUUUCGAGAAUCUCAAAAACAAAAACUUCGGGAAGCAUUAGAUAUGGGUGAGCUAGAAACGGGUAGAGGCCUAAAUCAAGAACUUGGCCUUAUUAAAGCCGGUGAUACUCGUUGGGGAUCUCACUACAAGUCGUUUGGAAACUUUAUUAGUAACUUUGCCUCUAUUAUUGAUGUACUUGAUGCUCUUGUUGAAUCACAUAUGAUCUUAAUGUGUCAUUACAAAAAAAAAGAACAAGAUAUUGCAAAUGCCAUGAUUCUUGUUAAGGUUUGCAAGAGAAGGUUGCAAGCUUUAAGAGAUAAUGAAUGGGAUCCUCUCUUAGAAAAGCAUUCUGGAUGGGAUUCACUUAAAGAAAAGGUAGAAACUUUUUGUAUCAAGCAUAAAAUUUCAUUGCCUAGUUAUGAUGAUCCAUAUGCUAACUCUGGAAGAUCACGACGUAAAGUAGUUGAUUAUACUACUUUGCAUCAUUACCGUGUGGAUUUGUUUUAUAAAAUUAUUAAUUGGCAGCUACAAGAACUCAAUGAGCGUUUCAAUGAGGUGACUAGUGAUUUGCUUAAUGGAGUAGCUUGCUUGAAUCCAAUUGAUUCAUUUUCUAGUUUUGACAUAAAAAAAAUAGUGAGAAUGGCUGAAUUAUAUCCUGAUGACUUUGAUGGAUUUAGCAUGAGGGCCCUUGAGAAUCAACUUGCUAAUUACAUUAUUGAUGUCCGUGAUAUAGACAAAAGGUUCUCCAAUUUAGGUGGACUUGGGGAACUUUCAAGAAAGUUAGUUGAGACAAAGAAGCAUUUAAACUAUUCUCUUGUAUUCCUUUUGGUGAAGUUUGCUUUGCUUCUACCAGUUGCCACUGCAACAGUUGAAAGAGCUUUUUCGGCGAUGAAGUUUAUCAAGAAUGACUUGCGGAAUCGAAUGGACGAUGAAUUCUUAGAUGGUUGCAUAGUACCUUAUGUGAAAAAAAAAAGUAUUUAA